Molecule: messenger RNA, 246 nt
Organism: Geosmithia morbida
Lineage: Eukaryota; Fungi; Ascomycota; Sordariomycetes; Hypocreales; Bionectriaceae
Exons: 3
Coding region: 1-246 (81 amino acids)
Source: RefSeq, a predicted model, not a curated record
AUGACGUUCCCGCAGGUUCGAGUCGGGGCUCUGCUUCGAGUAGAGAUCGUGAACUCGCGUCCGGGGCUGUUCAUCGUAGACUCUGGCCACUGGAACCUGUCUGACCUUUUACAUAGACGACCCAGCACCUCGCCAAUGCGCCUGGGUAAGCGACCGGCCAUGUAUGUCAGCCCCGGCGCUGUGAUUCCAUGGCGUCCUUUUGUCAUUUCGACAGAGCAAAAUGCGACGAAUCACGGCCAGUGCUAG